UGUGGUCCUUUUCAGUUUAGGCCAUUCUGUGAUUCAUGAUUGAUUGUUAGGCUUAAUGUUUCUUUUAAGGGACCUGGGAGUAUGACUCUGGAAUCAGGGCUGGUCAUAGGAGAAUGUCCUUAGGAAAAUCUUUAAGUUCAUGUUUUUCUGAGGGAGCAGAAAUUGCUAUACCAAUUAAGGAAAUACAGGUUUGUGGAAAAGGAGCAGUUAAUGUACAAAUUCUAUUACAAAGAGCCCUCAACUUCUCAGAAAAUCACUUAGUACUUUAAUUAUCUGCAUUUAUGGAUUGAAAAGAUUUGCAGCAAAAAGACUGUGUUGACCAUGCUAUGAAAGUUUAGGUUAUCUGGAAAAGAGGAGCUUCAAUGCUUUCCCUUGUCUCUCCACUCCCUCUCAUAUCUCUCUUCAGAAGUUUCUCUAAAAUGAACAUGAAUGGCAGGAACGAUUUGGAAAUUGACUUCUUUGAGUUGGAUGACCUUUGCCUUGCAGUGUUUGUAGUCACUAAAUGGAAGUUUUCAAGGCAUUGGUGUCCUCCAGCAUUAGCUAGUAAUGUUUGCAGGUUUUAUAACAUAGUUUUCUGCUUUGUAUCAGGAAGGGUACUUCUGCAUAUGAGGGUGUUUUUGCAUUCUGUGAGCUCUGUUUGCUCUGUUGAAGUGUAAAUUAAUAUUUGAAACUAUUUUACUACAAAAUUGAAGUUGUUUUCACAUUGUCGACUGAUUCUUUGUAGCUUUGAGUUAAAUUUGAUGUGGAAUGUAUUGAUGUGCUUCAAUACUUACCCUUAAGAAUUCAAGCUUUUGGAUCUUCUGGUAGGCCUUCUGUAUGAGUCAAUUUCAUGCUCUCAAACUUGUAGUUUUAGUGUGGUGACAGGUGUUCUUAAAGCAGUUAAAUUUUGGAAUCAGGUUAUCUCAGAAUCACACUGGAAAAUAAUUAGCAGAAGCAGGCAGCUCUGCUUUAAUAACUAAGAGUAUUUAUCACCUGAACACCUUACUAAGGGUCGUGUUGAAUCCUCCAGCACUUUAAAGACUGCAUGACUUCUAAAAAACUAGGGGACAGUGCUUAGAUUAGUGAUACAAGGCUGUAAUAGGUAAGACUAGUGGGAUCUGUGCUGGGAAUUGGGACAUGUUAAGAUGGACAGCUGAAAAGAUGUUUGCAUAGCACGUUAUAAAAAGCAUACUGGAGAAAAGAGUGGGAAUGUGGAGUGAAUUCUACUUACACCUUUUGGAGCUAUUUUUUGAGAUAGUUACUGAGGUGAGGUGCAUCAUAUCAGAUCUCUUACUGGCAAAAGAUGUGCAGAGAUCCUGUCUACUGUCUCAACCUUUAAACCUGAGGCUGUUUCUCUUCUCUUCUCUGAGUAUUGACUGGUUAUCUUUCAUUGACUUAUCAAAACAAAGGGGAAACUGGGAAAUAUCUAUUUUGUGAGAGAACAUUAAUGCAUUUCUUGUACUGGGUAUUGGUUAAUCAUGGUUUCUUUAUAACCUCACAAAAACAAGGGGAAAGAAGUGAUGAGGGCACAACAGAAGCAACAAAAAGCUCUUGAUCAGUGUUAUUUUAUGUUCCUUUGGAAAUUUUUUGUAAGUUCUACUGUGACUGCAGUAGGCAUUUCUACACUAGUCACGGUUAUUGUGACUAAUAAGGUCGUGGUGAUAGGCAUGAAUUGUUGUGAGUGGAUUUUGUAAGCUAUCCUGGCACUCUUGGUAUGCGCUCAGGCUGCCUGCCUACUCUGAAGCCUGUACUUCUCCAUUUUCCAUAUUGCUGUAAUACACAGAGCUAGAUUGUAUAUUGGAGUGCCUAUGGGUAAAUGUGGUCAAGUUUUCAUUUUGCCAUUUAGAUAUUCUAAACAUGACUAAUAUUUUAGGGCUAUAUUCUAGUAUAUUACUUUACUUUUCUCUUGAUGCAAGUCUGAGAUACAGUAACUUAUUUCCACCAUAAGGAUUCUCCGUAGUGGAGGGCAACCUGGAGAAUCAUAUCAUUGAAGCACAGAAAUGUUUUGGGUUGGAAGGCACUUUUAAGAUCAUUUAGUUCCAGCCCCCCUGCUAUAGGCAGGGACACCUAAUAAACAGUCUGUUAUGUAGGAAGUGCUCUGACGAUUGUGGAGGCCAUUCACUUGAACAUUAAAAUGAGGGUAAAAAUACUCUCCUCUGAUUUCUUGACAUGUGUAUUGUAACUUCUGUUCUAUUCAAACAACCUGGAAGCUGUUUACUCUAGUUGUCUCACCUCUGUGCACGUGGGCCUAACUGUAAUACACAGAGGAGGCACUGUGAUAUUUUUUUGUCAUGGCAUUUUGUGGAAGAACAAGAAGCAUCAUCGUGAUUGUGAUUCACAAGCAUGGUGUGCCCUAAGUAUCUGAUCAAAUAAGUUGUUCUGUGUACAGUGAAAUUAGGUUUCAUACAAUUUUUUCUUACGUCCUCACAGGUGUUUUCUCCCUCUGCUGUUCUAGACCUUUUUACUUGUAAAAAUAUCGAGCUUAGAUUGAGUCAAACCCAUGUCUGUGAUGGCCUUUGAGUCAGGCAAUGCAGAUAACUUGAGUUCAUGCUGCAAUCCUUUGCUCAGCAAGCACAGGAAAUUCUUUCUCCUCUGCCUAGCUGUUGAUUUUCUUGAAGCUCCUGGAAACCAGGUGUAUCAGAGGGCAUUACUUUGCAGUUUAAUUUAACUGGAUCUGGUGGUGAACAGAUGCAUUUAGAGGGACGGAGGUGAAAGGAAGAGUGGGAAGAAGUGAUUGGACAGUAUGAGUCAUACAUGUGAUGUUUGCUUGGGAAACCAGGCUAAAAAAGGUUUCUGCCAGAGAGCUGCUAGUCUAAGUAUAAGACAAAACAGAACAGGCAGACAUGUGCAGUGGAAUCACAGUCUGUGAUUUGUUUAGACCUCUUGCAUAACACUCUCAAAAGCAGGUUUUGUAAACCUCUGUACUGUAUUUUUUCUUAGACCUGAAUAUGAGGCUGGCAAUGUAUUGCAUUUAAUGCAUAGUUCCAGCAUAGAAUCGUAGAAUGGUUUGAGUUGGAAGGGACCUUAAAGACCAUCUAAUUCCAAGCCCCCUGCUGUCGGCAGAGGCAAUCUGAAACAAUGGUCAUUGAACGUAUGUGGAAAAUUACAGAAGACGCAAUAUUUUUCAGCAUAGCUUGCUCUCCAUGCUUUUAUCUAACCUGAUGUUUGAAGAAGAGUGGCAGUUUGCUUUCCAGUUCAGAUCUGUGUAGAUCUGCUGUAAUGCUGGUAACUUGGAACUUAAUAAAAAAAUAUUUGCAAUUUAUUUGGAAUGUUGAAGCAUCUCUGGAGAAGCUGUUAGCUGCCAAGAACUACUGCCUUGUCUUGCUUGUCAAGGCUUUAUGGACUCUGAGAAGCAGACUGCCAAAGCUGAAAUUCUACUAAUAUUGAAGCAUUAGUUGUAAGGAAGCUGGUGGCAUCUCCCCAGUAGUACUCUCUGUGGGCUUGGGCUUGGUGUAAACAGGACAUAUAGUGAAUGUAUGGUUUAUGGGGUGAAUGUUUAAUGCUAGGAUCACUCUUAGUGGACUUAAAAGAAUCCAGUGUUCAGUAUUAGAAUAGAAUAUAUCCUACAGUUAAAAAUAUUUUGAAACAAUUGUUCUGCCUUGUUUCCUGGAUUGAUAUGUUUGUAUAAUUAACAUCCACAAGUCUAAUGGAAUACUGCUGCAUUUAUUGUAUUUACUUCUUAAAUAGUAAUGGCCUUGGGUUCUUGUUUUUUAUUUUUUAUGUAUGUAUGCUCAAAAUUCAGCAGUACCCAAGGAAUCAGAGAAGCCAUUAAAAAGUGAAAGUUUGUAGUAAAGGCAUCCGCAAGAGUCUUGUCUUUCUAAGUUUUUAAGUAUUGUGUUAAACACUUGAAAGUUGUUUGUUUUUCAUUUUAGUAACUGGUAUCAUGUUGUUUUUCAAGUGUAGGUCUGCAUGUCUGUCAGUAUUUGUUUGACUGAAGUUUAAGGUUAGUUCAAAUGCCACAGAACAGAAUAUGUUGCUCAGCAAAGGAUGAGUGCUGUAUUACAGUGUUGUUCUAAAAGUACUGUGAUGGUGUGCUUUCCCUGUGUGCUGAGAAUUCAAGCCAGUACUCUUAGCAGUGUUGUUUUAAAUGGUCACUGAAAAUCUGAUUUUGUUGCCUACUUUGCCUACUGUUUAAACAUUGACUCAAGCUACUGCUAGUACUUAUAACACUUUUGCAAGUGCUACUUAAUAAGAAAGAACCAUUUAAUGCUGCUCACUGCAUCUUACAAGUUUCCAAGUUAAUUGUUAAAAUUCUCUAUUCAAUGGUUCUGUAUGUCUUGUGUUUUUUGUUUGUUUUGUUUUGUUUUGUAUUUUUUUUACCUUUUAGUUGGGUCAUAGAUCUGUAGCUAAAAUCAUCUUCACAUGGACUCAUAAAUUUAACAAUCAUUCUAGUGUAUAUUGUCACAGAAGUUAGGACUGCCACAGUUAUAAAAACUGAUGGAGAAUGUACAUGUUACGUGUUUAGAGUCAUGUUAGGAUUCCAAUCUUAAAUAUUGUCUAUUUUUUAACAUACAAUUUUCUCAUGUGCUUCUAUGAUAGAUUAUUAAAAUAUUCCCUCUGCUCCCAAGCAAAACAAAACAAAACAAAAAAACGUACUAGAUAGUUUAGGUGGGAAACUCAAAGACAAAAUUACUCAUAGGGCUGGAAGUUGAAGUAAAGUAAAGUAAAGGUGAAAACAGUGAAAAAAUAAUGCACAGUAAAAAUAGUACAUGAUUGAACUUAAGCAGAUGAAAAAGUAGUGUGAUUGGGAAUUGGCAAUUUGUAUUGGGACCAAAGCAGAACAUCAAAAGACAAGGAAUUUAACGUAUUCUGUGGAGAAUGUGCAACAUUUCAGUGUUAUACAAACAGAUCUAUUGAGUUAAAUUGGCAGAAUGUAAGCCCUUCAAAGUGAAGAAGUUGGAUAAGCAAAGGUUAGAGCUAUUUGUGUAAUUUGGACUUUGCUUUCCUUGCGUAUGCCAAGUAGGAGCUAAUUAAAGUUAAUAAAAUUAAUUAGUUAUAUGUCGAAAGGAGGAUUAUAAAACAGCGUGUGCAUAUCUUAAAAUGAGGCACCCUAUUGAAAGGAAUCAAGACUUAUUAUGAAGUAUUUUGACUAAAGAUAUCCUUGGAUAUAGUUUCUAGCUGAAGCUUCUGUUCACUGGAGGUAAAUUUUUCCCCCUCACAUAUACAAAUAUGUUAUUGGUUAAUAAAAGUUAAUACCUUGUCUUGUCAUCUGUCUCUAGCCUGUAUCCCUAGUCUGUCCUUACUUGCCAUAUAUAUUUGGUCAGAAAGGGAAAUGGAAUUGCUGACCUUUUAAUUAGCAUGUACUAGAUCUUGACAGUUCAGAGGACUUCUUAAAUGGAAAAGGAUUUUUUAAAUUUCUAAGAAGUGAAGAACAGCAAAUGAAUUUUGUCACAAACAUCAAGCAGAAAAUUAAUAGUUCUCUGAUGGCCUGUUAGUAUUUAUGGAAGAUAUCCCUUGCUGAUAAGCAUAGCCUUUCCAUUAUGACUUAGAGCAAGCAUGCUUGUGGAGCUCAAGGAAGUAAAACUUGGACUUAAAACCUCUGUAUUUCCCUAGGUGCAAGUAAUGUCACAAUUUUAGUUGAUGACCAAAGCUAUGCAUUUAGGGAGUGCCAGUACUUAGACUAUUUUGGUGUUGGCUGUAGGCAGGACAAGAGAUGUUGGAUUAAUCUUUGACUGGCUGUUCUGCUCUGUUUAAUAAAAACUAAUGUGUUUUUGUGUGUUAUGCAGACCAUUCUCCAGAUCUGAAACAAAAAUGUCAAACUUGGGAGUUGAAUAUUAAAGAACAGUUCUGAAUUUAGUUAGGUAUGCACUGGAGAGAUACUUGAGAGUGAAAAUAGUAUCUGUGGAGUAGGAGUCAUGGUGUUUAUGGGGAAAAGUGGUAUGUAUGGUGGAGGAAAAACGACAAGUGAUUUUUAGGUUGUGAAACAUGACUAGGCAAGCAAGGGGGAGGGAAGUCUAAAAUGUGCCAUAAAACUAACUGUUGAAUGUGUGAUUCCAGAUAUGCAGAGGAGCAGGCUCCACAUGGGCAGAACUUUGUCACGAGGUUGUUUCAGAAACUGUCUUGUGGGCUGCAUUGGGCAUGAGGACUGAGAAAUCAGAGGCUAAAGCCUAAACUUCUGACAUGGCCACAGCCUCACCGAGAACUGAUACAAGUAACAACCAUAAUGGAAGGUUACAGAUGCAAGUAACAGUUUCUAGUGCCAAACUGAAACGGAAAAAGAAUUGGUUUGGAACAACUUUCUACACGGAAUUAACUGCAGAUGGAGAAAUCAAGAAAACAGCAAAAUCAAGUAGUUCUUCAAAUCCAAAGUGGGAUGAACAGCUGACAGUGAAUGUGACUCCACAGACUACGCUGGAAUUUAGAGUGUGGAGCCAUCACACUUUAAAAGCAGAUGCUUUAUUAGGAAGAGCCACUGUAGACUUGAAACAAGCUUUGGAAAUACACAAUAGAAAAUUGGAGAAGGUGAAAGAACAGUUGAAACUAUCUUUGGAAAACAAGAGUGGCAUGGUGCAAACAGGCGAACUGACAGUCGUGCUCGAUGGUUUGGUUGUUGAACAAGAAUCUCUUACAAAUCUCAGUUCACCAGCAACCAUAGAAGUUCAGCAAAAUGGAGAGGCUGUGCAUGAAAACAGAGAUGCUUCGGCAAGAAAUGCAUCAAGGUCUGCUUGUGAUGUUUCUAAUGGGAAUGACAAUCAAGUACCUUCAAACUCUGUAGUUCAGAAUGCAUUCUGCAUUGAAGCUGUUAAUGGAAACAACUCACCAUCUCCUACACAUGUUGCAGCCAGACCCAAAAAUACACCUGUACCAAAACCACUUGGAACUGAGCUUGUCAACAGCACUGUUAAUGGUGAGACAUCUUCCUCUGUACCAGAAACUGGUAAUUCUUCUGUCUCUGAAGCUAUGGGAGGUUCAGAAGCUCCCAUGUCUACGGAUUGCACUAACACUACAGCAGAACCUCAAUCAACGGAAGAAGCAGCUAGCUGUUCUGAAAGCCACACUUCCACGCUGUCUGUUGUGUCUGCUGGACUAGAAGCUUCAAGUACUACAGACUGUCCUCAGCCUACUACCACAAACAGUACAGCAGCAGAUGCAGCAAAACCAAGGGAAUCUUCCUCAGCCACAAGUGCAUCAGGAGAGCCUGUAAGACAACAGACUGUUAAUGCUGGCUCAGAACCUUUACCAGCAGGGUGGGAGCAAAGAAAGGAUCCUCAUGGUAGAACCUAUUAUGUUGAUCACAAUACACGAACUACAACGUGGGAAAGACCACAGCCCUUGCCUCCUGGCUGGGAAAGAAGAGUUGAUGAUCGUGGAAGAGUUUACUAUGUGGACCAUAACACCAGAACAACAACAUGGCAGCGACCAACAAUGGAAUCAGUCAGGAACUUUGAGCAGUGGCAGUCUCAGCGUAAUCAACUGCAGGGAGCUAUGCAACAAUUUAACCAACGAUACCUCUAUUCGGCUUCGAUGUUGUCAGCAGAGAAUGAUCCACUUGGGCCUUUGCCACCAGGGUGGGAAAGGAGAGUGGAUUCAAAUGAUAGGGUGUAUUUUGUAAAUCAUAACACAAAGACAACACAAUGGGAAGACCCUCGAACUCAAGGUUUACAAAAUGAGGACCCUCUUCCGGAGGGCUGGGAAAUCAGAUACACUAGAGAAGGUGUACGAUACUUUGUUGAUCAUAAUACAAGAACUACCACCUUCAAUGAUCCUCGUACCGGGAAGUCUUCUGUAAAUAAAGGGCCACAGAUUGCCUAUGAGCGUAGCUUUAGGUGGAAACUUGCUCAUUUCCGUUACUUGUGUCAGUCCAAUGCACUGCCAAGCCAUGUGAAAAUCAAUGUAUCCAGACAGACUUUGUUUGAGGAUUCCUUCCAGCAAAUUAUGGCAUUAAAACCCUAUGAUUUGAGGAGAAGAUUGUAUGUUAUAUUCAGAGGAGAAGAAGGAUUGGAUUAUGGUGGAUUGGCAAGAGAAUGGUUUUUCUUGCUUUCCCAUGAAGUACUGAACCCUAUGUACUGCCUAUUUGAAUAUGCUGGCAAGAGCAACUAUUGCCUACAGAUAAAUCCAGCGUCAACAAUCAAUCCUGACCAUCUUUCAUAUUUCUGUUUCAUUGGGCGUUUUAUUGCCAUGGCAUUGUUUCAUGGGAAAUUUAUUGACACUGGUUUUUCUUUGCCUUUCUACAAACGAAUGCUGAGCAAGAAACUUACUAUUAAGGAUCUAGAAUCUAUCGAUACUGAAUUUUACAACUCACUAAUUUGGAUAAGGGAUAAUAACAUUGAAGAGUGUAACUUGGAAAUGUACUUCUGUGUAGAUAUGGAGCUCUUAGGAAAAGUAACCUCACAUGAGCUGAAAUCAGGAGGUUCCAAUAUCUUGGUUACUGAGGAGAACAAAGAAGAGUAUAUCGGGCUCAUGGCUGAGUGGCGAUUUUCUCGGGGAGUUAGAGAACAAACCAAAGCUUUUCUUGAUGGUUUUAAUGAAGUUGUUCCACUACAGUGGCUACACUACUUUGAUGAAAAAGAGCUGGAGGUUAUGCUCUGUGGUAUGCAAGAAGUUGAUUUAGCAGACUGGCAAAGGAACACUGUUUAUCGUCAUUAUACAAGGAAUAGCAAGCAGAUCAUGUGGUUCUGGCAGUUUGUAAAAGAGACAGACAACGAGGUUCGCAUGCGACUUCUGCAGUUUGUCACUGGCACUUGUCGAUUACCUCUGGGUGGAUUUGCUGAACUUAUGGGAAGUAAUGGUCCUCAGAAAUUCUGCAUUGAAAAAGUUGGUAAGGAAACUUGGUUACCAAGAAGUCAUACUUGUUUUAAUCGUUUGGAUUUGCCACCCUAUAAAAGCUACGAACAACUGAAAGAGAAGCUGCUCUUUGCCAUUGAAGAGACGGAGGGAUUUGGUCAAGAGUAGAAGCAGCUUCUAGUCCAGAAGGAGACUUUGCAUAUUAAAAGGCUCAGCCAACUAAAAUUGCACACUUAAUUGUAUAUAAGCUUUUUGUUCUGUACAGUGAUCUUUCUGGAACUCUAAAAGUAGAAUUGUUCUCCGUUCUUCCACAAAGAUAUGCAAAACAGUUCAGCCUUUUCUACUUUUAUUUAUUGCCCUUACAAAAGACCAGAAAAAUCCCUCCUAAAUGUUGAAAGCAGACAAGAGUCUUAUUUAAAAUAUAUAUUAAAAAUAUAAAUAUAUAUACUAAUAAGCUCUAGUUUUAUAGAGCUUUAAGUGUAUGAAAAGUUGCAGCCAUUUAAAAGGGCCUGGAUUUGCUUUAUCUUGGCUUUAUUAUUUAGAAAAAUGUUUAAACUGCUCUGUGUUCUCUCUUAAGAAACAUCUCCAAGUUUGUUUUAUUGCAUGGCUGUUCUAAAAGGUGUUAAAGGCUUAGGCCAAACGUAUCCUAAAUAUGUAGAAAGAUGCUGCUGGUAUUUGAGACGACAGAAUAUGAUGUUCUGUCAGUUUAAUUUUUUAAAAUACAUUAAUAGCUGGUAUAUCUCUCUUUACUACACUGAUGUAGCCAAGGUCAUUAAUAAAGCCUUUAUUACUUGCACAAGAGUAAUGUACAAUAAGAUGAAUGUGAUUUAAUGUUGAAAAGAAUUGGUGCCACUGUUCUGACUUGUUGUAGGAGCUGAACAGAAUAUUUUGAUUCAUUUGAGCAGCAUUGAAAUUUGUUUACAUAUUGCCUUGGGUUAUUACCACGAGGAUGUUAGGUAAUCUUCAAAGAAAAAAUAAUAAUAAAAGAGAAACUAUUACACAUUUUCUCCUUGGUCUGUUGUCUUACAGGUUUUUUAUUUUUUAUUUUUUUUGAUCUGUGAUGUGUUUUUCACAGCUUCAUAGAGUUAUUACUGUAAACUGAGAUAUAAGGGUAGACAAAAGGUAAUGUGAACUUUGCUGCUUUCUAUACUCAUGUUCAGUUUCUGUUAUUGGAUCUAGUAAACCCAAAUAAAAUUAAAUUGACAUAAGCUUUGCACAGUUAAAACUAUUUUGAAGUAGUAAAUACUCUUAUUUCUCUUAAGUUCCUGUAGAAAUUCAGAUGUACCUAAAUUAUGUCCAGAACCUGUCAUUCUUUUCUGUAGGCCAAAUUUGUCCCGUGUGCAUAGUAAUCAGUGAUUUAAAACUUAUUAUUUUUAUUUUUUUGGUGUUGAGGGCAUUUGCUGAACUGAAAAGAUGUUUGAUAAAAGUUAUGACACCUUAUUCAUGUGAAUUCUGUUAAAUGCUUCUUUCUAGCAAACUGUGCUUCCUUAUAAAGUAUGUUUAAAACUACCAUUUGUAUUAUGCUUUAAUAUUAACUGUAAAUUCCAUUACAUUUAACUUAUACAGAAUUUUGUACACACAUAAAAAUGAUUUCUUAAAAUAAGAUUAAAAACAUUUCUGUAACAUAUCAUAUUGCACUGUUAAAAGUGUACACGCAGAAAAAACAGCUAUAUCUGUUCUUGUAUCUUUCCGAUACAGCAUCUGAAUUCACUGAAUUCUGCCAAACCUUUAUUUUUCUACAGACUGGAUUCUCUGGAGGCUUUGUAUUCAAAAUGGCACAGUUUACUGUGGAGCUGCUAAGCUGUAUGUAGCUUUGAUAACAGUGGUACUGCACCUGGCCCAACGAGAGCACUAUCUUACGUGAACUUUCCAUAAGAGUUUCAACAGCUUAUAUUUGAAAGAUUUUCAUACUACACCACUUAUCUUCUGCAAAGCUGUUUUCAUAAAUACAUCAUUGAUUUUGAGUGUAAUAGCACCACAAUUAUGACUUACAGGUUAGAAGUGGAGUAAGCUUGAAAGAAGUCAAAGGCAGGGCAACAGAAGCAAAGCUUACAGUUCAGAGGUCUAAAAUGUCAUACAGUUAAACUUCAUGAAUUUGCACUAAUGAAUGACUUGGUAACCCACUACCAACUGCUGAACUUUGUGAAUCUGUGAGUAAGUUAUUAAAACAAUAAUAAAGAAGACAGCACAUCACAA
Phasianus colchicus (ring-necked pheasant) is the source of this 10899-nucleotide messenger RNA. RefSeq names its product WW domain containing E3 ubiquitin protein ligase 1 (gene WWP1). Lineage: Eukaryota; Metazoa; Chordata; Aves; Galliformes; Phasianidae. Gene Ontology annotation, molecular function: protein binding; ubiquitin protein ligase activity. The record is from RefSeq and is a predicted model, not a curated record. Gene Ontology annotation, cellular component: cytoplasm. Gene Ontology annotation, biological process: protein ubiquitination; proteasome-mediated ubiquitin-dependent protein catabolic process.